This is a messenger RNA of Crotalus tigris (Tiger rattlesnake), 4283 nucleotides long. RefSeq names its product zinc finger protein 271-like. The coding region runs from base 752 to 4198 and encodes 1148 amino acids. Gene Ontology annotation, biological process: regulation of transcription by RNA polymerase II. Gene Ontology annotation, cellular component: nucleus. Gene Ontology annotation, molecular function: RNA polymerase II cis-regulatory region sequence-specific DNA binding; DNA-binding transcription activator activity, RNA polymerase II-specific. Lineage: Eukaryota; Metazoa; Chordata; Lepidosauria; Squamata; Viperidae. The record is from RefSeq and is a predicted model, not a curated record. The transcript has 4 exons.
CGUCAAACGGAGUGAAAACCAUCGAGUAUUGCUAGAAAGGACGUCGAGGAGAGGACAAGGCCUGAGGGACGUCGUCUUUCGAGUCAUCCACGGGAGGGUGGAGAGAUGUAGAGCGGCUCUCGUGCUCUUCCCAGGGACAAAGCAGUAGCUGGAAGAUAGAGAGGAUGCCAAGAAGAGCACUCUGCACAACAGAGAAUGAGAAGCAGCAUUAAAAUGCAAGACAAACCAUCACCCAAAACCUUUUCUACUUCUUGCACGAAGAUUGAAAACUCUCCUCCUUUCUCAUCAGAGAAAAGGGAGCAAAUAACAAGAACAAAGUUUUGAGAUGGAAAAAAUAGAGCAUGUGCAACUCAACAAAACAUUACACGAGACGUCAAGGGAGAUAAUAUCCAAAUAAAGAAAAAGGGGAAAUAACUGGAAGUCAUUGGGGUAGCCAAAAUGGGCAGGCAUCAAUUAAAGCCUUUCAGGAAGGUAAGAGUGAGUUGACUCAAAGAACCUCCAAGAAAGAGAUCAGAACAUUUUUGUCCUCCUCAAGAAUCCAAGAAUAGUAGUGAUGGAAAAACCCCUUAAUGUGGGAAAAAUAGAAGUUGCAGAUCACAGCUGAUUAUGCAUGAGACGAUCCACCCAGUGAAAAGCGAUACAAAUGUUUGCAGUUUGAAGCUUUACUCAGAAUAGCUCCCUUACGACUCAUGGAAGGACCCAUACAGGAGACAAGCUCUACCAGACGACCGAAUGUGACAAAAGAUUUAGCAUGAACACUAAUAUGGUAAGACACAAGAGGACUCAUGCAGAAGAGAAACCAUAUGAGUGCCCAGAUUGUGGGAAAGGUUUCAGUUGGAAUUCCCUCCUGGUGCAACAUCGGAGGACUCACACGGGAGAGAAACCAUAUGAGUGUCCUGAUUGUGGGAAAGAUUUUUCUUGGAAAUCCAUCCUGGUGAACCAUCAAAGGACUCACACAGGAGAGAAACCAUAUAAAUGUCAUGAUUGUGGAGAACAUUUUAGUCAGAAUUCCUACCUGGUGAAACACCAGAGGACUCAUAUGGGAGAGAAACCGUGUGAGUGUUCGGAUUGUGGGAAAGUUUUCAGUUGCAAUUCUGACCUGGUGAAACAUCGAAGGACUCACACGGGAGAGAAAUCCCAUGAGUGUCCUGAUUGUGGGAAAGGUUUCAGUCGCAAUUCAAACCUGGUGAUACAUCAGAGGACUCACACAGGAGAAAAACCAUAUGAGUGUUCAGAUUGUGGGAAAGGUUUCGGUCACAAAUCCCACCUGGUGAAACAUCUGAUGACUCACACAGGAGAGAAACCAUAUGAGUGUCUGUAUUGUGGGAAAAGUUUCAUUCAGAAUUCAAACUUGGUGAUACACCAGAGGGCUCACACAGGAGAAAGACCAUAUGAGUGUUCAGAUUGUGGGAAAGGUUUUGGUUACAAAUCCCACUUGGUGAAACAUCUGACGACUCACAUAGGAAAGAAACCAUAUGAGUGUUCAGAUUGUGGGAAAGGUUUCACUUUCAAUUCUGACCUGGUGGUACACCAGAGGAUUCACACGGGAGAGAAACCAUAUAAGUGUCCAGAUUGUGGGAAAAGUUUCAGACUUAAUUACAAGUUGGUGAUACACCAGAGGAUUCACACGAGGGAGAAACCAUAUGAGUGUCCAGAUUGUGGGAAAAGUUUCACCCAGAAUUACGACCUGGUAAUACACAAGAGGAUUCACACAGGAGAAAAAUCAUAUGAGUGCUCAGAUUGUGGGAAAAGAUUCAUCCGCAAUUCGUACCUGAUAAUACAUAGGAGGACUCACACAGGAGAAAAACCGUAUGAGUGUCCAGAUUGUGGGAAAAAAUUCAUCCGGAAUUCCUAUCUGGUAAUACAUAGGAGAACUCACACAGGAGAAAAACCAUAUGAGUGUCCAGAUUGUGGGAAAAGAUUCAUCCGGAAUUCCGACCUGGUAAUACAUAGGAGAACUCACACAGGAGAAAAACCAUAUGAGUGUUCAGAUUGUGGGAAAAGAUUCAUCCGGAAUGCUGACCUGGUAAUACAUAGGAGGAUUCACACGGGAGAAAAACCAUAUGAGUGCCCAGAUUGUGGGAGAGAUUUCAGUAGUAAGUAUAAGCUUAUAAAUCAUGUAAAGUUACACAUAGCAGAGGCAGCCCUUUCAGCCAGGAACAGGCUCUGGAGUCUCACAGCCUCCCCGUCCCUUCACGGCCACACAGGAUCGUCAGUCCGACAGACCUGGUUUCAGAUCCAGAGGGUAGAAGCGGAACAGGCAGGGGCCCCGGACUUUGACCUUCCGCUGGGGCCUUCGACUUCUACUCAGGGGAUCACAGCUGAUUAUGCACGAGACGAUCCAUUCAGUGAAGCGCGAUACAAAUGUUUGGAGUUUGGCAAAAGCUUUACUCAGAGUAGCUCUCUUAUGGUUCACGGAAGGACCCAUACAGGAGAGAAGCUCUACCGGACAACCCAGUGUGACAAAAGAUUUAGCAUGAACACUAAUAUGGUAAGACAUAAGAGGAGUCACGCAGAAGCGAAACCAUAUGAGUGCCCAGAUUGUGGGAAAGGUUUCAGUUGGAAUUCCCUCCUGGUGCAACAUCGGAGGACUCACACAGGAGAGAAACCAUAUGAGUGUCCUGAUUGUGGGAAAGAUUUUUCUUGGAAAUCUGACCUGGUGAAACAUCAAAGGACUCACACAGGAGAGAAACCAUAUAAAUGUCGUGAUUGUGGAGAACAUUUUAGUCAGAAUUCCCAACUGGUGAAACACCAGAGGACUCACACAGGAGAGAAACCCUAUGAGUGUUCAGAUUGUGGGAAAGAUUUCACUUGCAAUUCUGACCUGGUUAAACAUCAGAGAACUCAUACAGGAGAGAAACCAUAUAGAUGUCCAGAUUGUGGCAAAAGUUUCAGUCAGAGUUACUACUUGGUCAUACACCAGAGGAGCCACACAGGAGAGAAACCGUAUGAGUGCCAAGAUUGUGGGAAAGGUUUCAGUUGCAAUUCUGACCUGGUGAAACAUCAGCGGACUCACACAGGAGAGAAACCAUAUAAAUGUGAUUGUGGGAAAUGUUUCAAUCAAAAGUCCUACCUGGUGAAACACCAGAGGAUUCACACGGGAGAGAAACGGUAUGAGUGUUCAGAUUGUCAGAAAGGUUUCUGUUCCAACUCCGACCUGGUGAAACAUCAGCGAACUCACACAGGAGAGAAACCGUAUAAAUGUGAUUGUGGUAAAAGUUUCAGUCAGAAUUCCUACCUGAUGAAACACCAGAGGACUUACAUGGGAGAGAAAUCAUAUAAGUGUGCAGAUUGUGGGAAAAUUUUCCAUCGGAAUUCUCGCCUGGUGGUACACCAGAGAACUCACACAGGGGAGAAACGGUAUCAGUGUCUGGACUGUGGUAAAAGUUACACUCGGAAUUCCAACUUGGUGAUUCACGAGAAGACUCACACAGGGGAGAAAUCAUAUCGGUGUCCUGAUUGUGGAAAAACUUUCAGUCAGACUUUUACCCUUGUGCAACACCAGAACACUCACACUGGAGAAAAACCAUAUGAGUGCCUAGAUUGUGGGGAAAAAUUCAGUUGGAAUUUCCAUCUGAUGAUACACCAAAAGACUCAUACAGAUGAGAAACUGUAUGAAUGUCCAGAAUGUCAGGAAAGUUUUAGUUGCAAAUCUGAACUGGCGAAGCACCAGAAGAUUCACAGAGAAAAGAGGCUGUAUGAGUGUCCAGAUUGUGGGAAAAGUUUCACUCAGAAUUCCAAACUGGUGAGACACCAGAGAAUUCAUACGGGAGAGAAACCAUAUGAGUGUUUAUAUUGUAGAAAAAGUUUCAUUCAGAAUUCCAAUCUGGUAAUACACAAGAGGACUCACACAGGAGAAAAACCAUAUCAGUGUCCAGAUUGUGGAGAAAGUUUCAGUCAGAAUUCCUACCUGAUGAAACACCAGAGAAUUCACACAGGAGAAAACCCAUAUGAAUGUGUGGUGUGUAGGAAAAGUUUCAUUCGAAAUUCCGACUUGGUGAAGCACCAGAGGACUCACACAGGAGAAAAACCAUAUGAGUGUCUCGAAUGUGGGAAAAGAUUCAGUCGGAAUUCCAGUCUGGUGAUACACUGGAGGACUCACACAGGAGAAAAACCAUAUGAAUGUCCUGUUUGUGGGAAAGAUUUCAGAAGUAGAGCUAUCCUUAUAAAUCAUGUACAGUUACACAUAGGGGAGUAAUUCUGUAAGUGAGAAUGCUAUAAAAUACCGUGGGGUGGAAUAUUAAUUCUAAGUGCUAUUGCUGUAAUAAAGAAAUAGCUUUAAA